Messenger RNA from Pogona vitticeps (central bearded dragon), 3831 nucleotides. RefSeq names its product leucyl-tRNA synthetase 1 (gene LARS1). Lineage: Eukaryota; Metazoa; Chordata; Lepidosauria; Squamata; Agamidae. Gene Ontology annotation, biological process: leucyl-tRNA aminoacylation. Gene Ontology annotation, molecular function: ATP binding; leucine-tRNA ligase activity; aminoacyl-tRNA deacylase activity. The record is from RefSeq and is a predicted model, not a curated record.
AACCGGAUUCCGCCUUCCCCAUCGUUGCCUUGUGGGAGAACCGGCAGCGUGGAGGAACACGGGGACGCACCAGCCGAGAGCGAGCAGCUGUCAGGGGCCGGCGCCGGGGUGACGAGGCGCCAUGACGGAACGAAAGGGGACAGCCAAAGUGGACUUUCUGAAAAAGAUUGAAAAGGAUAUCCAGCAGAAGUGGUAUGAUGAGGGUGCAUUUGAGAUUAAUGCAUCAGAUGCCGCAAGCCAAAAAAGCAAUGGGAAGUACUUUGUCACUUUUCCGUAUCCAUACAUGAAUGGCCGGCUUCAUCUGGGACACACAUUUUCUUUAUCUAAAUGUGAGUUUUCAAUUGGGUACCAGAAGCUGAAAGGAAAAAACUGCCUAUUCCCCUUUGGACUACACUGUACUGGCAUGCCUAUUAAGGCAUGUGCGGAUAAAUUGAAAAGAGAAAUGGAACUGUAUGGCUGUCCACCAGAAUUCCCGGAUGAAGAGGAAGAUGACGAGGAGGAACCAAAGGGGGAAGAAGUGGUCAUCAAAGAAAAGGCUAAAGGCAAAAGGAGUAAGGCCCUUGCUAAGAAGGACUCUUCAAAAUACCAGUGGGGAAUCAUGAAAUCUUUAGGACUCUCGGAUGAAGAAAUAAUGAAGUUUGCUGAGGCUGAGCAUUGGCUUGAUUACUUCCCACCACUGGCCAUUCAGGAUUUAAAGAGUAUGGGAUUAAAGGUGGAUUGGAGGCGUUCCUUUAUUACUACGGAUGUCAACCCCUAUUAUGACUCCUUUGUACGGUGGCAGUUUCUAACCCUGAGAGAAAGAAAUAAAAUUAAAUUUGGAAAACGAUACACUAUUUAUUCACCAAAAGAUGGACAACCAUGCAUGGAUCAUGACAGACAGACAGGAGAGGGUGUUGGACCUCAAGAAUACACUCUAAUCAAACUGAAGGUGGUGGAGCCAUAUCCUGUGAAGUUAAGUGGACUUAAAGGAAAGAAUAUCUUUUUGGUAGCUGCCACCCUCAGACCAGAGACCAUGUUUGGGCAGACAAACUGCUGGGUUCGCCCUGAUAUGAAGUACAUUGGCUUUGAGACCCUGAAUGGGGAUAUUUUUAUUUGCACUCAGAGAGCUGCCAGGAAUAUGGCCUACCAAGGCAUCACUAAAACCAAUGGAGUUGUGCCUGUUGUGAAAGAGCUAAUGGGAGAGGAAAUCCUUGGAGCUGCAAUCUCCGCCCCUCUGACAUCGUACAAAAUAAUCUAUGCACUUCCCAUGUUGACUAUUAAGGAAGACAAAGGUACUGGGAUAGUGGCAUGUGUCCCCUCUGAUUCCCCAGAUGACAUUGCAGCCCUGAGGGACUUAAAGAAAAAGCAGGCUUUGAGAGUAAAAUAUGGGAUAAAAGAUGAAAUGGUCCUGCCCUUUGAACCAGUGCCCAUCAUUGAGAUCCCAGGCUACGGCAGCCUUUCUGCCCCAUUGGUCUGUGAUGAGCUGAAAAUCCAGAGUCAGAAUGACAGAGAAAAACUUGCAGAAGCCAAAGAGAAACUGUACCUGAAAGGAUUUUAUGAAGGGAUAAUGCUUGUGGAUGGAUUCAAGGGCAAGAGGGUCCAAGAUGUCAAGAAGACUAUUCAGAAGAUGAUGGUAGACAAUGAUGAAGCAAUUAUUUAUAUGGAGCCAGAGAAACAAGUCAUAUCUAGAUCUUCUGAUGAGUGUGUGGUGGCUCUUUGUGAUCAGUGGUACUUAGAUUAUGGUGAAGAAAAGUGGAAGCAGCAGACUCAUGAAUGCCUGAAGAAUCUUGAGACAUUUGGUGAAGAGACAAGAAGAAAUUUUGAAGCUACUCUGGAUUGGUUACAAGAACAUGCCUGUUCAAGGACCUAUGGAUUAGGUACUCGUUUGCCUUGGGACGAGCAAUGGUUGAUAGAAUCUCUCUCUGAUUCUACUAUCUACAUGGCCUACUAUACUGUUGCCCAUCUUCUGCAGGGGGGGCAUCUCAAUGGGCAAGGAGAGCCUCCAUUAGGGAUUAGGGCAAACCAACUGACCAAAGAGGUGUGGGACUACAUCUUCUUUAAGACAGCUCCCUUCCCUGCAACAAAAAUCCCCAAAGAAAAUUUGGAUAAGCUGAAGCAGGAGUUUGAAUUUUGGUAUCCAGUGGAUCUGCGUGCUUCUGGCAAGGACCUGGUUCCAAAUCACUUGUCGUACUUCCUUUAUAACCAUGUGGCCAUGUGGCCAGAUGAAAGGGGAAAGUGGCCUCGAGCAGUGAGAUCAAAUGGGCAUCUCCUCCUGAAUUCAGAGAAGAUGUCUAAAUCUACAGGCAACUUUCUCACAUUGAGUACAGCUGUGCAGAAGUUUUCUGCUGAUGGCAUGCGACUGGCGCUGGCUGAUGCAGGUGAUACAGUUGAAGAUGCCAACUUUGUGGAAGCCAUGGCAGAUGCCGGUGUCCUCCGCCUGUACACGUGGGUGGAGUGGGUGAAGGAGAUGCUUGCUAACUGGGACAGCCUGAGAAGUGGGCCUGCCACCACCUUCAAUGAUAAGGUCUUUGCCAGUGAAAUCAAUGCAGGAAUAAUGAAAACGGAUGAAAAUUACGAGAAGAUGAUGUUUAAGGAAGCUCUUAAAACUGGCUUCUUUGAAUUUCAGGCAGCAAAAGACAAGUACCGUGAACUGGCAAUAGAAGGCAUGCACAGGGACCUGGUGCUCCAGUUUAUUGAAUCACAGACACUUCUGUUAGCUCCGAUCUGCCCUCAUGUGUGUGAAUAUAUCUGGACAUUGUUGGGCAAGCCUCACUCCAUCAUGAAAGCUUCCUGGCCAGUGCCUGGCCCUGUGGAUGAAGUGCUCCUCCGCUCAUCCCAGUACCUCACUGAGGUGGCCCAUGAUCUCCGUCUGCGUCUUAGAAACUACAGGGCACCAGGAAAAGGGAAGAAGGGCAGUAAGGAGGUGCCUCAGAAGCCAUCUCACUGUACCAUAUAUGUGGCCAAGAGCUACCCACCAUGGCAGCACACCACAUUGUCGGUUCUGCGCAAGCAUUAUCAGGCCAAUGGAGGAGAGCUGCCAGACAACAAAAUAAUUGCCAGUGAACUCAGUUCCUUAGCAGAGCUGAAGAAAUACAUGAAAAGGGUUAUGCCGUUUGUUGCUAUGAUUAAGGAAAAUUUGGAGAAGAAAGGGUCACGUGUUCUUGAUCUGGAGCUGGAGUUUGAUGAACAGGCUGUGCUUAGAGAGAACAUCGUUUACUUGACAAAUUCCUUGGAGCUGGAACAUAUCGAGUUGAAGUUUGCUUCGGAAGGAGAUGAGAAGAUUAGAGAAGAUUGCUGUCCUGGAAAACCCUUCUGCACAUUCCGAGUAGAACCAAGUGUGUCUGUCUUUCUGGUGAAUCCUCAACCAGCAAAUGGCCACUUUUCUACAAAAAUUGAGAUCAGGGAAGGAGAUGGUCGAGAUGCAGUAAUCAGACGCUUGAUGAAGAUGGACAGAGGAAUCAAGGAUCUCUCCAAAGUGAGACUCAUGCGGUUUGAUGACCCCCUCCUGGGCCCUCGCCGGGUUCCUGUCCUGGGAAAAGAAGAUGCUGAGAAGUCUCCUAUUUUUGACCAAGCUGUCUUUCACAUAGACCUGGCAGAAAAGCGAGUCCGCCUGACUGAGAAUGGGCGGACAACCAGCAUUGGAGAUACACUUGUCUACUUGGUUAACUAGGAUUUUUCUUGAAGUUUGUCUAAACAUUGAUGAAUCUUUCAAUAACACUGGUAGCUUUCAAGUUAACUAUGAGAUGAGCUUGACUUCUUGGGGGGUGGGCAGUGGGGGAAAGAAACUUGUAGUUUAUCAGUCAAACUCUUGCAGCUUUCAGAUGUGGUUACAAUAAAUAUAUUUUCCAUCUC